Amoebophrya sp. A25 is the source of this 451-nucleotide messenger RNA. The record is from the annotation of a GenBank genome assembly. NCBI's taxonomy places the organism in Eukaryota, Dinophyceae, Syndiniales, Amoebophryaceae.
GUCCAAGCUCUGGGCGUACGCGGCAAAUCUUCAGGAGGCUGCCGAAAAGCAAAACUAUUACUCUUCUCUAAUUAUGGUCACCGGCUAUUCAUCUCACUGCCCAGCAAUAUUUUCUUGGCAGCACCUUUCUUCGACCUUGUGCUGUAUAUAUUUCCACCAUGGUAACAGGCCUCUUCUAUUCUUCGUCACGGUCACUGAGUAUCCCUCAAUUAUUUAAGAGUACAAGAACGAUAAUUAUUAAGCAAAAAAGGGGGUUACAAGUACAAUGGUAAGCAAACAAAAAAGGGGUCUGUCGAGAUCAUGAACCGCCCCAACCCCAUCACCAUGGGCCAAGCUCUAAUGUAAUGCAGCAGUUGAAAGCGAUCGAGAAAUUUCUCUUGAAAUGGUACCGCGAUCAAGUUCUCCUAUCUGCCGUUGCCUCGCGUCUUUAUCCUGCCGCAAGAAAUUUUAA